AUGCCUGGCGGUGACAAGCCCCACGACGACGGCAAAGACGGCAGCGAUGAGCUGCUGCCCGCUGCGCGGCGCAGCGGCCGCUGGCGCAAGUCUCAGGUUUUCUCGCGUUUCAAGCGCGCGUACCACGGCCUCCGCAGCGGCCGCCGCACGCGCCUGCUGAUUCGGCCAGGGCUGGUGGUCUGCUGCGGCCCCCUCUUCCUGGCCGCCGUGCUGCCUAUCGUCUUCCCCACAUCCGAGACCCACAAAUGGCAGAACAUCGGGGGCAGCGGCCGCACCGCCGACGUGUGCAUAACCCCAGCAGGACCUGGGGCGCCGCCAUCGCAGGCGGUUGCGGGCUGCGAGCGGUACCAUGAGUCGCUGACGCAGGAUCCCGGCGGCAGGAGCUUCACGCACCUGAACAACGCGCCCGAUGCCAUUGUGGCACGUGGAUG
Molecule: messenger RNA, 431 nt
Organism: Monoraphidium neglectum
Lineage: Eukaryota; Viridiplantae; Chlorophyta; Chlorophyceae; Sphaeropleales; Selenastraceae
Exons: 1
Source: RefSeq, a predicted model, not a curated record